GCUAACUUGAUUCGUCAUGGGCGGCCUCUUCUCGAGCACCAAGUUCGACCCCAUUCGGGAUGUACCUGAUCUCAAGGGCAAAGUCAUUAUCGUGACAGGUGGAAACACUGGCAUUGGCUUCGCGACCAUCCAGCAUCUCGUGCGGCGCGGUGCGAAGGUUUACAUGGGAGCUAGAAAUGAAUCUAAAGCCACUGGCGCUAUCGCACGCCUCAAGGCUGAGGGAAUGGGUCCCGGUUUUGGAGAAGUUCACUGGCUGAACCUUGACUUAACCGAUCCUCGCAAUGCGAAGAAGGUCGCAGAGGAGUUCGCAGGAAGAGAGUCGCGACUUGACGUGCUUGUGAACAACGCUGCUUUGCUGAUGGUUCCUUAUGAGAAGACAAGAGAUGGGAUCCAACAAGUUAUGAUGGUCGACUAUCUUAGCCCGUUUGUAUUCACUGAAGCGCUGCUUCCGCUUCUCAAGAAGACAUCGCAGUUGCCAGACGCUGAUGUGCGCAUUGUGACUCUGUCUUCUGACGCCCUCCUUUUGAUGCCCAAUGACAUACAUUUCCGAGAUAUUAACGACUUCAAUCGAGAUUUCAAGGAGGCAUGGUACCCUUCCAUGAAUCGUUACGGUCUAGCAAAAUUCGCCAACUGCAUAUGGAUGAAGCAUUUGCAAAAGCGUCUAGAUGCCGAUAGUUCAUCCAUCAUAGCCAUGGCAGUCCAUCCAGGUGGUGUGAACACCGAAUACGGCAUAGAAUACUUAUCGCAGUAUCAUCUGGCAUGGCUAUUCAGGUACAUCUUUGUCACCCCUCCAGUCGGUGCAUUGAAUUCCGUGUUCGCGGCGACAUCACCCGCUGUUCGCGCCAAUGCGGAGAAAUUCAAGGGAGCGUACUUACAUCCGGUUGGUGAAGUGAACGCGGCUAACAGACCUGCCCGUGACCUGGAAUUGCAGGAGGAGCUUUACUCGACUACACUAUACCCUGUUGAUUAUGCUCGAGUUUUCUUCUGCUAUCUCACAAUCCAGCCGGCGGUAUGGGAGGGCAAGGUGCCGUGUCAUUCAACGCACCAUUCACUCCGGUGGCUGAGUCCCACCGACUUCAAGAUGGAUGUAGUCAAAGCAGUGGAAACUUAUGUCACAAAGAUGGUCUCAGUGCCUUCGGCUAUGAAGGUUCUACUCUUGGACUCUCAUACUCGCUCGCCGAAGACACCCAUCGUGUCCUUGGCCUCAACACAGUCAAGUCUUCUAUCGCAUCAAGUCUAUCUGACGGACAGGAUAGAUAACCGGAAGCGGGACCGGCUGCCGCACAUGAAAUGUGUGUGUUUCCUGCGCAAUAGCGAAGAGAGCCUCGAGGCUCUUGAGAGCGAACUAAGGGAGCCGAAGUACGGAGAGUACUACCUGUACUUCAGCAACGUUUUGAGCAAGACAGCUAUCGAACGGCUAGCGGAGGUCGACGAAUAUGAAGUGGUGAGAGAAGUCCAAGAAUAUUUUGCAGAUUAUGCACCGCUACUUCCGUCGCUAUUCUCCUUGAACCACGUCCCGACCGUCCAGAGACCACUGUACGGGUCGACACCGAAUUUGUGGGACUCGAAGGCAUUGGAUCGCGCGGUCGAUGGUAUCACUGCUGUAUUGCUCAGUCUCAAAAAGAAACCCGUUAUACGGUACGAGAAGAUGAGCGGGAUGGCUCGUAAGUUAGGUAUCGAGAUACAGCAUCGUAUCCAAUCGGAGUCGUCCUUGUUUGACUUCAGAUUGACACAAGUCCCGCCGCUGUUACUGAUACUUGACCGAAGAAACGAUCCUGUCACUCCGCUGCUAUGUCAAUGGACAUACCAGGCAAUGGUGCACGAAUUGCUCGGGAUUCAGAAUGGCCGUGUUGAUCUGCGCAUGGUGCCCGGUAUAGCACCGGAACUCAGUGAAGUCACUUUGACCACGUCGACCGACCCGUUCUUCCAAGAGCACCACCUCGCCACGUUUGGAGACCUCGGUGAACAUCUCAAGAAUUAUGUGCAGUCGUACCAGAGCAAGUCACUGGCGCAUGCACCAUCUUCUAUCAAUUCCAUAGCCGACAUGAAACGCUUUGUGGAGGAAUAUCCUGAGUUCAAGAAGCUUGGUGGUAACGUCAGUAAACAUGUCGCCCUCGUCGGUGAGCUCAGUCGGCUCGUGGAGAGGGACAAGCUAUUGGACGUAGGGGAGGUCGAACAGGGCCUCGCCACUGGUUCUGGAGCCGACUUACGAAGUGUACAAGCUCUCCUUACCAACCCUGCUGUGACGCCGUGGAAUAAACUGCGCCUUGUUAUCUUGUACGCCUUGCGAUACCAGAAGAGUCAAGCCAACAACAUCGCUUCCCUAAUCAACCUUAUGCUUGAAAAUGGAGUAAGCCGGGAAGACGCAAGACUUGUGUAUGUUUUCUUGAAUAUUGCCGGCUCGGAUCAAAGACAAGAUGAGCUAUUCUCCAUGGAGUCACUCCUUGCCAAAGGUCGUUCGGCUUUGAAAGGACUCAAGGGCAUCGAAAACGUCUACAUGCAGCACACGCCGCGGAUGUCACAAACGUUGGAGAAUCUCUUCAAGGGCCGGUUGAAGGAGACGAGCUAUCCGUUCAUCGAAGGUGCAGGCCCUAAUGCAGGCUUGCAAAGACCACAGGAUGUCAUCGUGUUCAUGAUCGGAGGCACAACUUAUGAAGAGGCGAGAACGGUUGCUCUCCUGAACCAGGAGCUGGCUGCUGGCGGGGGUCAGACAGGACUCACGUCCGCUGCUGGGACUAGACUUCUCUUAGGAGGGACAUGCGUACACAAUUCCUCGAGCUACAUCGAAAUGAUUAGGGCUGCUGCUAACUCCUUCCCUUCCUCGGUCUACGAGCCGCCGCCAGAGUCUGGGUCGAAUAUGCCUGCACUGAACAUCAGUCUAGGGAGCGUGAAUGUCAGCCUUGGCGGAACUACACCUGGUGUCUUCAGGACCAGCGGCGAGAACGUUGGUGUCCAGGCAGACGGGAUCCGAGACGGCGUAAAGAAUUUAUUUGGGAAGAUAAUUCAUGGUGCUACAGCUGGUCUAAUGCAUCAUCGUCGAGAGUUUGCGUCCGCAUUGCAAUCUGGAGACUCGGCGUCAAUUAGCACAGGGACGCGUGAUGGAGACACGUCGACGCCGAUCGCGUGGCCAUCAUGGCCCGCACCGAGUGCCUCGGUCUCCGUAACCCACACUGCUAUUUCAGUUCUCGUGUCCCUGCGGACUGCUCGUCUCUCUUUCCUUCCUCUUACUUAUUAUUGUCUGGUUUCCAUUCGUGCUCCUGGCACCGCAGCGACGAUGCCAGCCAAGGGGCUUUUCGGCGGGCUCAAGGGCAUUGAUGCCUUUGGGAAGACUACGGAAGAUGUAAAGGUCAAGACGCGCACUGGUGCUUUCUUAACUCUUCUUUCGGCUGCUAUUAUACUGGCUUUCUGCAUGAUGGAGUUCAUUGAUUACCGACGUGUAUACGUUGACACCUCCAUUGUGGUGGAUCGAAGUCGGGGUGAGAAGCUUACGGUGAAUCUGAAUAUAACGUUCCCAAGGGUGCCAUGCUACCUACUCAGCAUAGACGUGAUGGACAUCUCCGGGGAGCAGCAACGCGACAUUUCCCAUGCGGUCGUCAAAACCCGUCUCGACCAGACGGGCCAGCGUGUCACCGGGAUCCAUUCGUCCGACCUGCGAAAUGAGGUGGAGAAGAUGCAGGAGCAGCGGACCGACGGAUACUGCGGUAGCUGCUACGGCGCGGACCCGCCAGAGGGCAUGGAGUGCUGUAAUACGUGUGAAAGCGUACGGCAGGCAUACGUGCAGCGGGGAUGGAGCUUCAGUAAUCCGGACGCGAUAGAACAGUGCGUCUCUGAGCGCUGGACGGAGAAACUGAAAGACCAAGCAUCAGAAGGCUGCAACGUCGCCGGACGUCUGCGCGUCAACAAGGUUGUGGGGAACAUUCAUAUGUCACCGGGCCGCUCAUUCGGAAGCCUGGGUGGCAACAACAUCUAUGACUUCGUGCCGUACCUGCGAAACGACGGGAACCAGCACGAUUUCAGUCAUUACAUACACGAGUUCAGGUUCUCUGGAGACGACGAGUAUGACAUGAACAAAGCCAGGAUAUCGCAGGAGAUGCGUGCGAAGAUGGGGAUGCUGGACCAGCCACUGAAUGGGAGGACUGCGAACACGAAUAAGCACCAAUUCAUGUUUCAAUACUUCCUGAAAAUCGUGAAGACACGGUUUGUGGACCUGCAAGGCAGGACUGUCAACACCCACCAAUACAGCGCGACGCACUUUGAACGUGAUCUAUCACAAGGUCAGCGAGGGAGCACCGGAGAGGGCUUGCACAUACAGCAUGGAACCACCGGGUUACCGGGCGCGUUCUUCAACUUCGAAAUCUCGCCAAUUCUAGUGGUGCAUACUGAGACGCGGCAGUCAUUCGCGCAUUUCCUCACAUCGUCGUGCGCCAUCGUGGGAGGUGUUCUCACCGUCGCGUCUAUAGUGGACAGUAUGCUGUUCACGGCGAGUCGACGGUUGAAGAAGUCGGGAGCUGGGAGCUCGCCGAGCGUGAACGGGAAUGGGGUGUACGGACAUGGGAAGCUCAUGUAA
Gloeophyllum trabeum ATCC 11539 is the source of this 4567-nucleotide messenger RNA. RefSeq names its product Sec1-like protein. Bases 17 to 4567 code for a protein of 1516 amino acids. Gene Ontology annotation, biological process: vesicle-mediated transport; intracellular protein transport. Lineage: Eukaryota; Fungi; Basidiomycota; Agaricomycetes; Gloeophyllales; Gloeophyllaceae. Gene Ontology annotation, cellular component: Golgi membrane. The record is from RefSeq and is a predicted model, not a curated record. The transcript is spliced from 31 exons.